Molecule: messenger RNA, 769 nt
Organism: Lycium barbarum (goji berry)
Lineage: Eukaryota; Viridiplantae; Streptophyta; Magnoliopsida; Solanales; Solanaceae
Product: SWI/SNF complex subunit SWI3A-like
Exons: 6
Coding region: 1-669 (222 amino acids)
Source: RefSeq, a predicted model, not a curated record
AUGGUGAUGGGUCUGUUUAUGGUGAGUAAAAAACUUGAAGAAGAAAGGAAAAAGCUAUUUAAAAUGAAGAGAGGGGGAGAUGAGGGAGCAGUGGUUCGUGGUGGACGGACUGGAGUUCGCCGGUGUUCAAUUGGAACAAGCUUGGGUUUAAGUGGCCAUGAGGAAUCUGUGGACAACCUAAACGAUGAUUUAGUGACUGCAGCUAUCGUGGUGCUUAAAGUCACUGCUUCAGAAGCAGUCACUUUAGGCAUGAAAUGGAAUUGUCUUAUUUUCAGGGCGAGUCAAGUUGAAAGUGCUGAAGGGGAGGAUAAGCCCGCCAGAUCAGAAACAGAAGUAGCAGUCUCUCAGAGGAUUACUAUUCCACUAAAUUUAUGUAUGAGGGCCGCAACUGCAACUGCUGUAGGUGCUGCUGCUGCUCAUGCCAAAUUGUUGGCCGAUCAGGAAGAGAGAGAAGUAGAAUAUCUGGUUUCUACUUUGGUUGAAGCACAGGUGAAGAAGUUGCAACGCAAAAUGAAACAUGUAGAUGCUUUGAACCUGAUGAUGGAGAAGCAGCACGGCCAAAUGAAGGAUUUAGAAGAAUCUUUAGUUAUGGAGAGAAUGGACAUCUUGCAGAAGAUAUUUAGUGCCGGGGUAUCUAGAUGGAGGGAUCAUGCUUCAGUCAAAUCUUAAAGUAGCAGCAUAUAGCUUGAUGUUUCUUGAUGAAUGUCAUAUACCAUGAUGUUGUAGAGAGAUCACCCUUAGCUUGCUUCUUCAGAUAUUCUCUCCUGAU